AUGUCCAACAUUCUCCGCGUCUUUUCGAAGCAUGCACGCUCAUUGACACAGUCGUCUAACACCCGUAUUAUUGCACUAGAGCGUUCAUUUCACUCGCCCUUUGUGGUGCUCAACUCUCCGGCUUCGAACGCAUCGCCAGUGUCGGCGUCACAGUACGAAAAACAACAUGACCACUCUCCUGAACCCCAAAUAUCAUCAGCUGGCACGCGCACUUAUGUGGUAUCAGAGCCUGAUCCUGCCGAUACCCCUUAUGCGGUGCCAUCGGGCGCAUAUCCCACUACAACGCCUUACGUCAACUUCAGACCCACCGGGAAAUAUAGUGCAGGCAGCGCCAGCAUUCCCCACUCUUUUACAACUCGUGCUAUUCCAAGAAGUAAAAACAGCGUUGAUGAAAGUACAUAUGGAGAAGCACCCAAUGGGAUGGAACUUCGCGACAGAAACCCAUUCCUUGAUUCGGAUGUAGUCCUGCGUUGGUCCAAACUAGGCGUAGAGGGUGCAUGGAAAGAGCGGAAAUAG
Messenger RNA from Suillus plorans, 516 nucleotides. RefSeq lists its product as uncharacterized. The transcript has 3 exons. The record is from RefSeq and is a predicted model, not a curated record. Bases 1 to 516 code for a protein of 171 amino acids. NCBI's taxonomy places the organism in Eukaryota, Fungi, Basidiomycota, Agaricomycetes, Boletales, Suillaceae.